This is a messenger RNA of Acomys russatus (golden spiny mouse), 2047 nucleotides long. It is a transcript of the gene Stac2, whose product is annotated as SH3 and cysteine rich domain 2. The transcript is spliced from 11 exons. Gene Ontology annotation, biological process: skeletal muscle contraction; positive regulation of voltage-gated calcium channel activity; positive regulation of protein localization to plasma membrane. The record is from RefSeq and is a predicted model, not a curated record. Gene Ontology annotation, cellular component: extrinsic component of cytoplasmic side of plasma membrane. Gene Ontology annotation, molecular function: protein binding. Bases 375 to 1604 code for a protein of 409 amino acids. Lineage: Eukaryota; Metazoa; Chordata; Mammalia; Rodentia; Muridae.
CGGGCGCAGAGGACGACGGAGCCGGCCGGACUCGGACAGCUCCAACGCUCCCUCGCUCUGCUCAUACGCGCAUCCCCACUUCCCUCCUCCUCUCGUGGAGCGCAGCAUCCUCUGCAGACCCUUGGUCCUCACACCCCGGGUCGUCCCGCUUCCGCGUCUCGGGGUAAUUGCCUCCCUCUCCCACGCCACAACUUUCUCCUCUGGUGCCUGGGGCUAGGGGGCUGCUUUGCCUGGGAGGGUAUCUCCUGGGGUCACUGGAGAGCAGCCACUGGAGAAAGGCUUGAGAGUCCCAAAGAGACGCCUGUCACCCACAGCCUGCCCCCAACGGGCCUGCCGUCGGGUCUCCGCACCCUCUCCCUCUUUAUACCCCAACCAUGACCGAAAUGAGCGAGAAGGAGAAUGAACCGGAUGACGCGGCCACCCAUUCCCCCACAGAGACCGUCUCCACCCUCCAAGAAACCAAGCUCCAGCGAUUUAAGCGGUCCCUCUCCCUCAAAACCAUCCUUCGAAGCAAGAGUGUGGAGAACUUCUUCCUUCGCUCAGGCUCUGAGCUGAAGUGCCCAACAGAGGUGCUGCUGACGCCGCCGACCCCGCUGCCUCCUCCUUCUCCACCGCCUGCACCCACAGACAGAAGUCUACCCACCCCAACGCCUUCCCCCUGCCCGGCCCCACGCCCCUUGGCACCACUCAAACCAGUGAGGCUGCAUAGCUUCCAGGAACAUGUCUUCAAGAGAGCCAGCCCUUGUGAGCUGUGCCACCAGCUCAUUGUAGGAAACUCCAAACAGGGCUUGCGAUGUAAGACAUGCAAAGUCAGCGUCCACCUCUGGUGCUCCGAGGAGAUCUCCCACCAGCAAUGCCCGGGCAAGACAUCCACCUCUUUUCGACGGAACUUCAGCUCCCCACUCCUGGUGCAUGAGCCACCACCAGCCUGUGCCAUGAGCAAAGAGUCCCCGCCUACAGCAGGGAGCAGCAGGAAGGUGGACCCAGUUUAUGAGACCCUGCGCUACGGCACCUCCCUGGCACUGAUGAACCGGUCCAGCUUCAGCAGCACAUCUGAAUCCCCCACACGGAGCCUGAGUGAGCGUGAUGAGCUCACAGAAGAUGGGGAAGGCAGCAUCCGCAGCUCAGAAGAGGGGCCUGGUGACAGUGUAUUCACAGCCCCAGCUGAGAGUGAAGGAUCGGGACCGGAGGAGAAGAGCCCUGGACAGCAGCCCCCAAAGCUGCCCCUGCGGAAGGACGUGGGGCCCAUGUACUCCUACGUGGCACUCUACAAGUUCCUGCCCCAGGAGAACAACGACCUGGCUCUGCAACCUGGUGAUCGAAUUAUGCUGGUGGAUGACUCUAACGAAGACUGGUGGAAGGGCAAGAUUGGUGACCGGGUUGGCUUCUUCCCAGCCAAUUUUGUGCAGCGGGUGAGACCAGGGGAGAACGUUUGGCGCUGCUGUCAGCCCUUCUCUGGAAACAAGGAACAGGGUUACAUGAGCCUCAAGGAAAACCAGAUCUGUGUAGGCGUGGGCAGAAGCAAGGAUGCUGAUGGCUUCAUCCGCGUCAGCAGUGGCAAGAAGCGGGGCUUGGUGCCAGCCGACUCCCUGGCAGAGAUCUGACAGAAACCAAGAGAACUCAGAUGCCACCCCUGCCCAUGCCUGGCUCUUGCUUCUGGCCUGAGAAGGAGGCCAGCAUCCUGGCCAUACCCUUCCUCUCCCCGUCUCUCUCCUAAGCAUCACCCACCCCCCCACUUGGGAGCCUUCUGCACUGAGGAAGGUUUUAUUUCUUGGGUGGGGUAUCCUGAAUGGGGUGAUCUUCUGGGGCUUGGGGAAGGGCGUCAGAAGUGGGAAGAAACGAGGAAGCUAACAGGUAUAGGCCCACCCAGUGCCCAAGUACCACCUAGUUGGGUUGCCACAAUGAGUCCCACCCUAGGGAGUCGCCUGCUGUCUCUCAGAGACGUCACCUACCCAUACUGCCUUUGCAUGCCUGAAUCUUCUCUGCCCACGGCCUUUGCUUGGGUCUGUGUAUCCACCCCUUUGCAAGUAGGGCCUUGUGAGAGGAG